Molecule: messenger RNA, 801 nt
Organism: Ogataea angusta
Lineage: Eukaryota; Fungi; Ascomycota; Pichiomycetes; Pichiales; Pichiaceae
Exons: 1
Coding region: 1-801 (266 amino acids)
Source: RefSeq, a predicted model, not a curated record
AUGACCAACGCGUCUUCAAUCCAAGACUUGGCAGACAAGAUUCCUAUUUUGCGCUCAGAUGAUACUUUCAAGCAGUAUGUUGAUGAGUCAGCUUCAGUUAGGGGUCUGAAGCUUGACCCGAAUAUGCUAAAGGAAAACCCUGAGGCAUUAGCCAACUUGACCAAGAACAACGAGAACUACCUCAAUAAACUCACUUACCAGUUUCUUGAGACCGAGUCCAAACAGAUUUUUCUUGGGUUUCUGAACGAGGGACACAAGUUGACUGCAGAAGAAAUGGACACAACCAACCAGAUGAUCGCCGAAUCUAAACAGAAGUACGAAGAGAUGGAGGCAAAUAUAGCGAAACUCCGCACAGAGAUUCAUGUGGGAAGCAGGAAAGUGCUUAAAUCACUUGCCGAAGUCAAUCGGCUCAAUAAAAGUAUCAACGAGCUUAACAACACUAACGACAAUCUGCAACAAGAGGUCGAUGAUCUAGAGAAAAACACCACAGUCAACAUUGGUUCUCGCCAAUUCCACUCAUACGAGCAGCUGGAGCAGCUUGAAAGUCAGACAUUAGAGGAAAGUGCACAGUUGCAAGAGGAACUGGAGCAAUUGAAGCUUUUCAGGGAAAACAGAAGCGAGCAUUUGAAGCAGCUGGAAAAUGAUUUACAAAAUACCAAAGAUUCUGUUAGGAGAAAUAGGGCAAUCCUAUCACAGUCUGUCGAAAAACGCCAACAAGUUGAGGUGGAUCCUAAUCUAGAUAGGAACUACAAGCACAUGGUACAACUUAUCGAAAUAUGGAAAUCAUUCGCCAAUAACUGA